CCGUCCCACUGAGUGUUUGUUUACACAGCUGAUCGUCUGUCACGGGAUGUCGCUACUAUGAAGGAGGCACAAGUCUGCUGUCAUAUCUUCUGAAACUAAAACCGGGGGAGGAGGGGUGAGGCGGCAUGGCGGAGAGCUAUGUGGAGUUGGUGAGCCACGCUCUGCACCUUCCUCGUGAAUACUGUUGUCUGGGCUCUUUACCAGGCUAUGUGGAGUGUUACAUUUAUGCUCCAUGGAUACGGAGUGUCAUUCGAGAAGGAUCCUUCACGCCUCCACCAGAGCAUGAGCAUCUGAGCCCAGCAGAGGUGCAGUCUGCUCUCCAGUUGGGGGAAAGAUUAGGAGACUUCUGGCAGAGAGUGUUGGUGCAGGUUAUACACAAGAGUAAUAGUCAAGUGUAUCCACUUGCCCGAAAUGCUGGACCGUCUCCAGGGUUGUUGGCAGAUGUUUCUUAUUCACAGUUGCUUCAUUAUGUUGCAACAUCCAAUAACAAAAACCUAUGGAAAGAUGCUUUUAAAAAAUAUUCUGAGCAUGGUGUUGCUGUGCAAUGGAAGGGAGGUGCACAGGUGGGGACAGACUCCUUGCACAAUGUCCUGAGGGAGGUUAUCUGGAGAUUGUUUGGCUGUAAAAUCAUAUCUCUCAGGGAAGAUGGCACACCACAGUCUGGCAUGCAAGGCAGCCGUUUACCUGAACCACACUCCAAUGUUCUGCCAGCUCUUUGUGCCCUGGAAGGAGAGGAACAUGUCUUCAUCAUCCUUAACAAUGUGUAUCACAGUGUUCAUCAGUGUGUGUCUUUCAGUCCUGCAAAGCUCUCAGGACUGGAAGCAGGAGCACUCUUCAUUUUAUACCAAAUCCUAGAAGUGGCAAGAGAUACCCAUGAUCGUGGACUUCAUCUUGGGGAUAUCACUCUCCACCAGCUCUACAUAGACAACGCUCUCUACCUCAGACUACUUCCAAGCAUUCCUGAUAACCUUAUCCAGCCGGAGUCUUCACAGCCCUCACACUUACCGAAGAGCAAGUCUUUAAGUGAGUCAGAACAGCACCCAGACUCUGCCAUUGGAGAGAAAAGACAAAGCCAUUCAUCAGAUUCCACAAGAAGCACAGGAGACUUAGAAGCAGACUCAGUAAGGACAAACUCCCCAGAACAGAACUCUGAAAGAAGCAAAGUCUCUCAGGAUUCUCGGGGGGACCUUGCCAAAAGAAAAAACUUGCUGCCUGUAUCCAAGAAGAAUGAAACAAACCAAACUGCACAGCCAAAGACAUCAGUUAUUGAAGGAUCUGAGAACAGGAAUAGUGCAAAUCAAACAGACAGUAGAUUACUGGAAUAUCAGAAACUCAUAUCAAGUGAAGAUGCAUUUGAGGCAUUAAGACAGUCUUUUCAGGCAGAGAUAAGUAACACCCAGGAUGCAGAUUUAGAAACACUUUUGCAAUGCUCCUUGGUCCAACUUACUCAGCUUUGGGUUGGCCACCAAAUUACAACCCUCGACUACCUUUUAUGCCUGAACUUCUUCGCUGGUAGAAAGUUCAACUCGCCACAUCAUCAUCCCACUGUGCCUUGGGUGAUGGACUUCACAGGGAGAAAUUCUGGCUGGAGGGACUUGACCAAGACCAAAUUCAGGCUGAAUAAGGGUGAUCAGCAGCUGGACCACACCUACCAGAUGGCUGCCAGUCAAGGACAGAACAAGCAGGCAGUUGCACAUCAUGUCACAGAAGUCUUCAGUGAGAUAACUUACUAUGUCUACAAGGCCCGGAUAACUCCAAAGGAGUUGCUGACAAAAUAUGUCCGCCAGCAGUGGGUUCCUGAGCAUUAUCCUGCCACAAUUAGUCGCCUUUAUCUUUGGACUCCAGAUGAAUGUAUACCUGAAUUUUAUACUGAUCCUGCAAUAUUCAAAAGCAUCCAUGAUGACCUGGGUGAUCUGGAAGUUCCUGAUUGGUGUACUUGUGUCGAUGAUUUCCUUGGAUACCAUCGCUCAGUUCUUGAGAGUAACCGUGUGUCACAGCGCCUGCAUCACUGGAUUGACCUUAAUUUUGGACACAAAUUAUCUGGCAGUGCAGCUGUCAAGGCAAAGAACGUCUGUCUGCAGCUGGUUGAUGCUCACACUACCCUGUCAACUGGAGCAGUAGUACAGUUGUUCUCUGUGCCUCACCCACCAAGAUUGACCCCUUCACCCUACCUUGGACGCUCCCCUCCCAAGUUCAGCAUCCCAGCACAGCAGGAAGCAAAAAUAGAGAAAUCAGAUGAGCAGAGUGAAGCAGAUUCUGCACCAGAACGUCAGGAUGAAGAAACUGAGAGCAUUAAAUCAUUGGCCCUUUCAAAGAAGUUGAGCAGAUCAAGAACUUCUCUGUUUGAGGAAAAAGUACCAGAAAUGCCCAUGAUCCAACUCCCACAGGACUAUAAUCCACUUGUGGCACUCAAUCAAGUGGAAAUGUUGUUCAACUUAGUCCUGAAGACUUCAAGGAUGAUUCCUGAAAGAACAUUUAAAUGUCGUGACAUUCAGCAAGCAGUCAAGCAGGCUGCUCACCUGAGACGUGUAAGAGACAUUCAAGCCAUAGGAUGCAUUACUGUGGAGAUGUUUAAUGCCCCAAAAUGUCGUGUGCUGAGUAACAGGGCAAAGCUACCAGAGAGGUAUGCCCAUGCCCUCAAACUAUUGAUAAAUGAUCAGAUUGACAUACCAAGAUGCAUUCGUCACACACUACAGGUUAUAUUUCAGAUUGACAGUGCACAGGACACCAGAGACUAUGUUCUCCCUAACAAAUAUGAGCCUGUGUCUUCAGAUGGUCUCCCUCCUCCCAGCCCUCAUCAGCUUCUUCAGUCUCUGAUUAAUGUAAUUGUCUUCCCUUCAUAUUUUCCUAAAUUAUAUGCCUUUGUAUGCAAGAUGAGGCAGUACUCACAACUCCUUAGUGAAGCUCAACUUUCAUGUUGUGAUCUGCAAAAGAGGAAUGAGUACAUCAUGAAAGUUGCUGAAAUUAGAGUCAAGAUGGCUGCCAAGGACCUACCAAAGAUAUUACCAAGUCUGUCCUCUGAAGGAUUGAGUCUCAUUCUGCCGUACCUCAUAGAGCUCUUUGAAUUCCCAGAGAGUGCUGUAAAUGCUGCCUGGUACCUGACAAGUCCCCUAGCCCAAGCCCUUGGGCCAGAGGAAGCAAACAAACACCUCUUACCACCAGUUGUUAAACUGUUUGAAGCUGAAACUGUCACCGACAAACAUCUGAAGCUCUUCCAUCGCUCUUUCUUACUGCAACUAAUAGUUUGGUUUGGGUUGCAUAAGUUCCUCACUUUCUUUGUCACACCAUUAAUAGAGGGUGUAGGAGGUUACAAAGAAGUUUUAGGAAGAGCACAACAAGCUGCAGAGAUAGUGAGGAAACAGUCAACUACACUGAAGAGUGUGGACAUAAGCCUGGGUAGUGAAGGAGUUACCUCCCCUUGUGAGGAGGACUCACACUCCAGCAACACAGAGCUCACCCUCAGAAUGGAGGCAGAAGAGGCUGGUGCUGCAAGAGUAGAAGGUGACCUCACAGAUGCUGAGGCAGAGGCUGAGCCAGAGGUGUUCGUGUUUGAAGGCGGGGAGGAAGAAGUAGAAGCUAGUUCGCCUGAUACACCUAUGCAGGACGCUAGUGAUCAGCUGAGAUCGCCUCUUGCAUCAGAGACCAUUAGCUUGGAUGAGGUGUCCCUGCAGGAGGGCAUUGGCUCCAUCCCUUCACUGUGUCCAUCCCCCCACUCACCUUCCAUGAGUGGAGAUGAAGAUGAGGCUUCCAGCAAUCCUGACACUCCAACCCCCCUGGUGUCUGCAUACUCUCCCUCAUGUGUGUCCACAACCACAGGCAUUACUAUACCAAAGAGUGGCACAGAUGGCAUAGCUCUGAUAAAGUCGAUAGGGGAGCACUCCACAUCAUUGCCCAACUUCCGCUUAGAAAAGGAACCUCAUGUCACCAACAUUGACAUUGGUGAAGACAACUCUGACACCCUGACAGCCACAUUCAGAGAAUCAGAAAACCAAGAUGCCAAGCAGAAGAUGGACCUAGAUCAUAACAUGUCAGAUGUGUGUUGUGAGAGUGUACUUUGGUUGGCAGGCAGACUAGGCCCAGUGCUUACUUCACGUUACAUGACUCGGAAUUUGCUGAGGAUGCUGACGCUAUGUUAUCUGCCAGACUCUGGAGCUCUGACUCCCAUCCCCUCAGAUCCUUUAGAUGAACUCUCAGUGACCAGGAAGCGUAUUCUUGGAGAUCGAUAUGCUGCAAAGGUUCUCCAUUGCCUGUCAGAAAUUGCUUGUCUAUAUGGGGAACAAGUCAUUCUCCUCCAGUACCUGUGUCAUAUAUGUGAACUUGUUGCCUCGUGCCGACGCAAGCUAUCUGCUACAAUGGAAGGAGGGCUGUUAGGUGCCAUGGCCUUGCUGCAGCACCUUCUUCCCUACCUGACAGAUAGCACCUUUAUGGAGCAUUUGCAGGAAACUCUUAUCCGCAAUGCUGUGUAUCCUGUUAUUCGCCUUCUAUCAUCCACCAAAGUCAACUUCCCACAUGGUGGAACAGCACGAGGAGUUCUAGCAUGUAGGGUCAUUGACUGCCUCUUCAUCAUGGCUCUGAGAGUUGGACGUGAGAUGAGUAAAAGCAUUUUAAUGCCAACCAUAACCAGACUAAUGACAGCCUUUGAUAAAUGUCACAGCAGUUCAAAUCAGCUUGGUGCAUCACCAAGAUCACUAGAAGCUGAGGAACUUCUUGGUGGGAGUGAGGAGGGAACUCCUGGAGGCAUUCAGGCAUCCCCUGGAUCCAGUACUGACUCAGUUAAAGCCAAAGCAAUAGAGGAGUUAAAGCAGGUCCUGACUCCAGAACUGGCCUACUUGUCCUAUGUCCCAUUGUGCAGGUUCUUAGGAGCUUCCUACAUGGAAACCACCCUACCUAACCAUGACUUGUUGCGUUCUUUAUGUCUACAGUAUGAUGAAAACAAUCAGGCUCACCAUGCAGCUGUAUUGACAGAUGAUGGCUUGGCUAUGAACAGUUCUGCUACCCCUAGUGAAGAUCUAGGUGGGCGGAGACCAAGCAACAGAGGAACUAAUGUGGCUGUCACUGGAAAUAGAAUAGAUAUAAAGGAUGCUCCAGAUAGUAUUAUUACACCUCAGUCAGAACUUCCCCCUUCCAUAGGUUUUGCAACAACUGUUGAUAUUUCAAAAUAUACAGGUGGAAAAAUGGAUAAUACUCAAAGGCAUCUACGAGGCAACUGGCUGGCUUACUGGGAACAUGAAAUUGGAAGAAGUGAACAGGAUGCUAGGUUUAACUUUAAGCAGAUCAAGCUACAGACAUUUACUGGGCAUACAAACAGUGUUAAGUCCAUCCACGUGCUAGAUAAUGAGAAUUCUUUCAUCUCAUGUAGCAAGGAUAAAACCGUGAAACUUUGGUCUUUAAGAAGUCAGGGUGAUGGUAAUGCCCAUGUUAGCACUCAGUGGACAUAUACAGGUCACAAGAAAUCGGUUUUUGGUGUUGCUUUUUCUGACUCAAUGAGGUAUGCUGCCUCAUGUGAUUCAACUGUUCAUGUGUGGGAUCCAUUUAUUUGUGCCUGCAUAAAGCAGUUGGAUUCCUUGCGUCACAGCCCAGUCACUGUCCUGACUGCAAUGGCAGCUCCAUCAACACAGUUAGUGGCAGCUACUACAGAUGCCACAUUACGAUUUAUAGACCUUCGUACCUGCAGUUACACACAUGAGUUUAAAGUAUCAAUGGGAGGUGCAGGUCUUGUGCGAUGUAUUGAUACAAGUGGAGAUGGCCGGCUAGUGACAGUAGCCCAUUCCUCGGGUGUUAUAUCAGUUCUCGACACUCGCACAGGACAUUUGCUCUCCACUUGGAAACCACAUGAGGGAGAGAUUGUGCAAGUAACAGGGUGGAUCCUUGCUCAUGGGAGUCAACACUUCAUUAGUUCUGCAUUAGAUCAGACUGUAUCAGUGUGGAGUGUGGACGACAACAAACUCAAGUUACUCUUCAGGGGCCCAACAGAACCGGUUCACCUCAUCAGUUUGUAUGGAGAUGAAGUGAUAACUGGCACUACAGCAAAUCGCAUUGGAGUUCACACAUCAGUCUCACCCACUGCAUCAUUCUCAUCAACAAGGCUUCGUUCAGACACCUUUAGAGGUGUUUUGACCACAAUGGCAGUUUUGCCUUUAAAUAGAUUAUUGCUUUUAGCAGAUAAUGGGACUAUACGGUUACUCUGUUAGACAAUCUAUUUCCACAUUUCUUGAGAAUUUUAUGUUGACCUUCCAGACUACACUAUUCACCCCUAUAAUUUUAGUGGAUAAUUUUAGUGGAUGUGUAUAAGAUUUGAAUGUUCUUUCAUUUAUUAACUCAUGGAUUGUGAGGCAGAGCUCAUGCUAUGAAGUGUCAGUGUGAACCACAGUGUAAACUGUGCUAGGUUCUUUCCUUUUCUUUUUUUUUUUCACAC
Messenger RNA from Penaeus indicus, 6415 nucleotides. RefSeq names its product WD repeat-containing protein 81-like (gene Wdr81). Gene Ontology annotation, biological process: aggrephagy. Gene Ontology annotation, molecular function: phosphatidylinositol 3-kinase regulator activity; protein binding. Gene Ontology annotation, cellular component: mitochondrion. The record is from RefSeq and is a predicted model, not a curated record. NCBI's taxonomy places the organism in Eukaryota, Metazoa, Arthropoda, Malacostraca, Decapoda, Penaeidae.